ACAGAAUCAUGGUAAAAAUAGUUUAGAAAACCAAUAAAAUUAUACAUUUAGAGAAAAUAGCCAAUUGAAGAAAGUCCGCUCGCUCAAAGAUAGGUCAAAGAGGAAGGUUCGCCUACUCGAACUCGAAAGCCGCUGGAACGCUGUCUGCUCAAACACUUUCCGCCGUUUGCUCAAACGAUGUCCGCCGUCCACUCGAGCGUCAUCCGCUUCUGCUCGAACGCCAUCCACUGGCCGCUCAAACGCCGUCCACUGGCCGCUCGAACACCGUCCACUGGCCGCUCGAAUGCCGUCCACUGGCUGCUCGAAGUCCGUCCAAAGCCCUAACUCGCUUAGGCGCGGACUGCUCUAACUUCCCUUCUGUCUCUCAAUCUCUCUGUCUUCUUUCCUUCGCAGAUAACUCUAGGUCUGAAAUCGGCUAAGUGCAGGCGUGAUAAAAUUUUAAUUCAUCCAGAUCGGGUAACAACGAUCUAGAAUAAGAACGAUUUUUUUUUUAAUUUCUUCCGCAUCGGUUUUAAACGAUCUAAAAUAAAGUUUCAUUAAUUCUGAAAAUUACCCCGUUUUUCUUUUCACAUCGGUUGCAAUUAUAACCGAUUUAGAUUAUUUCUUAAAAUUUAAAAAAGUACCCCGUUUUGGUGUUUCACAUGGGUUAUAACUACGACCUAUGUAAAAAUGUUUAUAAAAAUUAUAAAAAUGACCCCAUGUUAGUAUUCUACAUGUGUUUUAAAAUAACACAUGUAGAAAAUGAGAUGUAAAAAGCAUUUUUUGUACUAGUGAAACCUGCGGGGUUGCUGCAGCCUUUGCCAAUACCUACCCAUACUUGGAGUGAUAUAAGUAUGGAUUUUAUUGGUGGGCUACCUAAAUCAAUGGGGAAGGAUACUAUCUUGGUUGUGGUAGAUAAAUUAACCAAGUUUGCACACUUUUUGCCUUUAGCACAUCCUUAUCAUGCUAAGGAGGUGGCAAAACUGUUCAUGAAGGAGAUAGUGAAGAUUCAUGGAUUCCCUAAAUCGAUAGUGAGUGACAGGGACAACCUCUUUCUGAGUACCUUCUGGUCAGAAUUGUUUAAAUCAGCUGGGACUAAGUUGAAGUAUAGUUCAGCUUAUCACCCCCGGAGUGAUGGUCAAACUGAAAUAGUGAAUAAAUGCCUGGAGACUUAUUUGAGAUGCAUGACUCGUAGGAAACCAAAACAGUGGGUUAAAUGGUUGCCUUGGGCUGAGCUAUGGUACAAUACCAACCAUCACAUUUUGUUACAAAACACUCCCUAUAAAGCAUUGUUUGGUCAAGAUCCACCUAUAAUCAUUAGAGGGGAUGUCAGUUUAUCAGCAGUGGAGGAGGUAUCUAGGCUGACAGCAGAAAGAAAUCUGAUGCUUAAAGAAUUAAAGGAACAUUUGGCCAAAGCUCAAAAUCUAAUGAAGCAAGAAGCAGAUAAACAUAGAAGAGAAGUAAAGUUAGAAGCGGGAGAUAGUGUGUUUCUGAAGAUUCAGCCCUAUAAAAUGAGGAGUUUAGCCCUCAGGAGCAAUCAUAAAUUAAGACCCAGAUUUUAUGGACCCUUUGAGAUCCUAGAGAAGAUUAAUUCAGUGGCUUUGAAGCUUAGAUUACCUGUGGGCAGCAGAGUUCAUCCUGUAUUUCAUAUUUCCUUAUUCAAGAAGGUUCUGAAACUCACUAGUACAUAUCAAGAUCUUCCAAUGGGUAUGACAGAGGAGUGUGAGUUACUGGUCAAGCCUGAGAAGAUAAAGGAUGUCAGAAUAAAUGAUAAGGGAGAGAAGGAGAUGCUGGUGCACUGGGAAGAUCUUCCAGACUUUGAAGAUUCUUGGGAAAGGGAAGAUAUCAUCAGGCAACAAUUUCCAGCUUUCCAACUUGGGGACAAGUUGGGUUUUCAGGAGGGGAGUAAUGUUAGAGACUCAACUAAUCCGAAGGGAGAUGCUAAGUACUUUGGCAAAGUUUAUUCUAGAAGGAAGUCUAGUUAGUUAUUAGUUAUAGUUGUUGAUAUAUAGCUAAUAACUGUUUACCGAUUAGUAGAGUAGUUACUUACUAUAAUUGUUGACUGUUUUCAAAAAAGUUACGCAGAUUACUUUCUUGUAGAAUUUCUGUAAAUUGCAGGAGAAUUGCUAAGAUCUAACAUAAUCUAGCUAGACAAAUCACAAAUGCC
Molecule: messenger RNA, 2146 nt
Organism: Cuscuta europaea
Lineage: Eukaryota; Viridiplantae; Streptophyta; Magnoliopsida; Solanales; Convolvulaceae
Source: the annotation of a GenBank genome assembly